Messenger RNA from Phycodurus eques (leafy seadragon), 6181 nucleotides. It is a transcript of the gene tlcd3a, whose product is annotated as TLC domain containing 3A. NCBI's taxonomy places the organism in Eukaryota, Metazoa, Chordata, Actinopteri, Syngnathiformes, Syngnathidae. Gene Ontology annotation, biological process: lipid homeostasis. The record is from RefSeq and is a predicted model, not a curated record. Bases 268 to 1077 code for a protein of 269 amino acids. Gene Ontology annotation, cellular component: endoplasmic reticulum; membrane. The transcript is spliced from 5 exons.
GCCGCUGAUAACCGAGUAGCAGAAACUCGUCCCGGAUGGUGGCCGACUGAUCCCGGCCAAAGCUCACCACCGGCACCGGCACCGGCACCAUCGGCCCGGGCCACAAGACAGAAUGCGCCAGCGGCGUGUGGUGUGAAGCGUCGAAGAAGCAGGAGGGCUAAGACGAGUCGGGUUAUUGGUUUUAUUUAUUUAUUUUAUUAUUUUUUUUUAACGGCGACACCCACCCCCCACCCCCGCUGUCCCUAAAAAAUAAAAAAAGGGGUCAUUAUGUUGCAAGUGUUAGCUUGUGGUGCCGUAGUUUUCCCCGGCUUGUUCUUCGCCUUCAGGAAGAUCCUGCCCCGAGUGUUCAAGCAUUGGAGUGAUGCUGACGUGGUGCUCGUUAGCGAAAGAUUGGUGUCCUCCAUCCAUGCUGUCAUGGCAACUACAGCAGGAGUCGUCGUGGUGUCAUCGUGCAGGGGCAACGUCAUCGAUGACAGGCACUGGCUGGCCACCCACUUUGUCAUCUGGUACGGCGUGCCCUACAUGACGUACGACCUCCUGGCCAUGUACCUCAGCCACUACCACCGCUUCCGCGUCAAAGGUCAUGAGGAGUACAAGCACCAUUCCUUCGGGACGGUGCGCUCCUUUGUCCGGCGGGAGUUCCUGCUGGUGUUGCAUCACAUCGCGCUGCUCACCGUCCUGCUGCCCGUCACGCUGUUCUUCCGGAAGGACCAAGGCGAUUUCUUCAUCGGCUGCUUGUUUCUAACUGAGCUCAGCACGCCCUUCGUCUCCCUGGGGAAGAUACUCAUUCAGCUGGGCCUCCAGGAAGGUUGGCUGCACAAGUACAAUGGCGGCAUGGUGCUGCUCACCUUCUUCGCAUGCCGCAUCGCCCUCUUCCCCUACAUGUACUGGGCUUACGGCCGCCACUACAGCAUCCCACUCUACGCAGUGCCCUUCAACCUGUCGCUCGCCGCCAACCUGGGCAACUCGUGCAUCCUGGCGCCGCAGGUCUACUGGUUCGUCCUGCUGUGCCGAAAGGGUUACCGCCUGUACCAGCGCAGUCGGCGGCCACCCUCGCCGCCGGUUAAGGACCAGUGAUUUAUGGUCACUGUAGUCACACACUAACAUAACUACUGUACUUCUCAUAUUCCACCACCCACCAUUGUACUGUAGUCAAGGAGGACUGCCGGCGUUUCCCUCCCCCCCUCCCCCCGCACAAUUUCACCCUUCCAGUUUGGAAUCUGCUAACAGCGGACCUCACCUAAGAAACAACUACUGAUGUUUGGUGUUUCGAGCCCGGUCUGGGUGUGGAUCUCACUGACCGUUCACACCACCGAAAAGGAGGUCGAGCAAAUGCGUGAAGGACACAAUCGUUCUCCAUUUGGUGUGAAGGUCCGUUAGGGUGCGAGCGAGCGGCCGCUACGGCAGGUAUUUAUUUGGGUUGUUUUGUUUUUAAGAGUGGCGGCUCUUUCUCUUGUCCCCGCCCACUCACUUUAUCAAUACGUGUAUCAGUCGUUUGUUCCAUUUUCAAUUGGCUAUCCCAAAAUGAAAAAGUAACUUAAUUUUUUUUAUUUUAAUCAAACAUAAAAAAGAGACUUUUCAUGAUUCAACUGUGGGCUUGGGUCAAAAAUAAAAAUUUAAAUAACAUACCACAGGACUGAGUUUGAGUUUAAUAUUGUAGUGGUCGUGUUUAGGUGACCCAGAAUUUUGGUAACAAGCAUUAGAAUAGAAUAGAAUAGAAAGCCUUUACAGUCAAGCCGAAAAUAGAAUCGAAAGCAUUGAAUGUCUAGCCAAGAAUAGAAUCGCAAGCCUUUAUAGUCAUUGUACAGCUUCGUUCAAAUACCACAAAAUUAGGGUGCAGCUCCAAGUUUAUGUUAUUCAAGAAUAAAAAAUAGAAUAGAAAAUAAAUGACAUACUAUGAACAAUAAACUUAAAAGACUAAGUUAUGCAGUCCAAGUGGCAGUAAGACAUGCAUGUUGUAUGUACAGUAGCAGCGGAGUCAGGAAUGUUUUAAAGGUAAAAAGAAAAUGGUAAAGCUACAUCAGAAGUCACUGAUUUUGAAUGUUGUCUGUCUCUAGUUGCCCUGUGAUUGACUGAUGACCAAUCCAGGGUGUAGUCUUCCUUUUACAAGAAGUCAGCCAGUGGGAUAGGCUCCAGCUCACUGCGAUCCUGAACAGGAUACGCGGUAUAGAAAAGCAAUGGAUGGAAGAAGCUGCAUUAGCUUAUUAGCCGGCACAAUCAGUCAGCCAAGACAUAUACACGCAGUUUGUGUGUUAUUACACAAAGGUUAAAAGAAGAAUAGAAUGGAAAUAUUGCUGUUGAUUUCCAUUUUGGUCCUCUAAACAAUGCAUAAUUGUCCAUGUGAAUAUACUGCUGGUGGACUGUGUUCCGGACUGAUUGUGGUGGCUAACAAGUUAACUAACGCUAAGCUAACGUAUCUAAUACUUGUUACUGUCAAACUCAACCCUGGGGCCAUGAUUAUUAUUAUAUUUGUGAUCUGAGCCUUAAAUUAAAGGAUUAAAAAUCCAUAAUUUUUCAGAUUUAUUUAUUUUUUAUUAUUUUUUUUAUUUUUAUUGCCCGACUGUAAAUGGAAAAGACAAAUGAUACACACACAGAUUUUAAUCGCACAGAAGAGAGGUUCUCUGAAUAGUGAUAGGUAGGCAGUAUUAACUGGACACGAUGUAGCACGACCAUCUGUACCGUAUUAGCUCUGUAUGCUAAGUGCUUCUGGCGUCCAUAGAUUGUACAUGAAGGGUAGUUGAGUUUAACGCAAAUAAUCCACUGGAAAUAUAUAUAUAUAUAUAUAUAUAUAUAUAUAUAUAUAUAUAUAAAAAUAUGAAGUUUUCACUCUGCGGUAUGUCGGUGCCUCAGAGAUGAGCAAUAAGAUGAGCUAGCAUUAGCUGGUUAGCGUUAGCUGCCACCGGGGCUUCGAGGGCUUUAUACACGUUCAGGUUUUUAGAGAUUUACAUCAUCACAAAUAUAUCUUAACCUUUAAACUACUUGACACAAGAGGAAUCUAUUAUUCUCUUAAUCAAUUGCCCCUUUUACCCAGCCUAUAAAAGUCGGCAUUUUCCCAUCCCCCAUGUCGCUCUUCUCGAAUUAGGGUGGAUGAAGUCGGCUCGGCAGUAUUUCGCCUUUGAGGAACCAUCAGCGUGAAAACAGCAACAUGCUGCUCGCUGGGUUCCGCGUAAGAGGCACAUUUUGUAAUGGCUCUGAUGCGGGAUAUCCGCGUCAAAGAGGCUAGUAGCUACUGCUAACCAUAUCAGUGUGGAAUCCAAUUAUUAUUUUCAGAAGAAUGCUGCACGUUUGUUACACUUCCGAGACGCUUGGGUUCUAUCGUACACUGUAAAGCUUUAUAGACAACGAACUGUCUCAGAAUGCAUUCACACGCUUUGUAUUUCACCUUUUCCCCCCCAGAAAACUAGAAUCUAUGCAAAAAGACGCCCACGCUGUAUGUUUACAAAGCUGAUGUCGAGUUAAAUUGAUUUAAGUCUUGCCCAGUUUGGAAUAAUUUAGCUAUUUAUUUUUCAAUGUAAUUCCGCUCCUCUUAUCACGUUGCGUUCCACGUGAAACAUUGAAAAUAACUCUCAUUAAUAAUUCUUUGAACGCUGGUGACAGAAUUGUGAAGAAGAUGGCCGUCAAGUAGCCCUAGCCUUACUAGCCGCAAUUUAGAUUUUGUUUUGGUUUUCAAUAUCCCUCAACAUUAUUUUGCUUUGUACUUUUUGUCAGUAUUUAGAGCAUGUGGAAAAACAUAGCAGUAGGUAUAGUCGGGCAUGAAGUGGUGCUAAUAUUCAAAUGUAGAUGAAGUUGCAAAAGUACCCCCCCUCCGUUGUUCAAAAUGGCAUACUGCAGUUUGAAGUUUUUUUUUUUCGUUUUUUUUUUUUUGGUUUGUUUUUUUAAACUCAUCCGUUUCUUCAUUUUUACACAUCCAGUUCUUUGUUUGGAUUAGCAGCGCUAGGUGCGUAUUACAUGUGGAGGCUAUGCACAUUUUUAAUACUGACUGUAGUUCCGGUCUCUUGUUUUCAUCACUUUAUAUUAAAUACAGAAUCAAAUUUUACAGUUAAUUCACAAACAAACAGAUUAAACAAAUAAAAACAUGACACUUGAGAGCAAAAAAUAUGUACUUUAUUUGUACCCUGCAUUGUACAGCCAGCCUUUUGUCAAGCUAAUCCGAAAGGCCCUCAGCCGUUUAUUUAUUACAGCCGUUACAAAUAUCAUGGAUAUUUGUAUGAAUUAUUUUAAUCACCGACUUUAAAUCACAAAUCUUAAUUGUGACAGUUUACGAACUGUAUUGUUUCAUUUCGAUCGUCUUAAUUUGAUCCUAUUUGCUCAGGGUUUGAUGAAGAUAACUUAAUUAGGAAGUUAAUGGUGUAUAUCAUGGCACUGUGAUGACCACGCAGAUUAUAAAUUUAUCAUCACACAAUCUUGUACUACUUCCUAAUAUGUUAUUAUUCUAAUAUCUUUUUACUGGUUGGCAAACCAAAGACUGUAGGGCACUUUAGUUCAUCCUAGCAGCGUCAGUAAUGUGAAGAACACAAGUUUUUUGUCUUAAUAUAUCAGUAAACAUUCUCUUAAAACAUCUGCUACCCACACAUAAAUACAUUAUUCUUUCCAAAUUUAGGUGCUUUUUCUGGAUCCUUCCAUUAACACAUUGCAUAGCUUUUAUUUAUGUCAAAAUGAACAGGAAAAACAAUGUUACAGGCUUUGGGGCAGCUACUCGGAACACUACAGUGUGGGAUGGCGGCGCUAGGUGUUAGCAUUAGCAUGUAGUAAAAAUGAAUGAUUAUACCGGCGGUAAAGGUGGCACGCGGGCUAACUCUCGAUUAAUCUUCAGUCGUGAUAAGCUAACUUAAAUAAGAUGAUGCUAGGCAAGCUAAAUAGGGGCCUUUGCUGUAUUUUGUCAACUAAUUCUAACAUCCUGAUUAAUUAUCAAGCGCUUCAUUUUCGCAAUCAUCGCCUCAUUGCAAGUUCUUAGGUCUUAGUCUCCUCCGCGCUAAAAUGUUAGCAUUGCUGCCCACCUGAGUCAGCGUUUAUUUCGGUAGCAGCGCUAAUGUAAAUGGUGGAUUGUGUUCUUAUUGUGAUUUUCUUCGUUAUGUGCAAGGGUAAAAUGGCAACUGCGACUGUAUGCAAGUAACAAUUGUUGAGCACUUUGUCGUUUUAGCAAGGACCAGAUACCUAUAUGGAGACGUACAGGAGCGAGGGCUUGGUUGUUGCGGCUCUGUAGCCGAAGAACUUAAGUACUUUUAUGAAACGGUUUUCUUGAAUUGUUUUGUUUUGAUGCUGACUCACCAACCAGGGUGUAUAGUCUGUUCAAAGUAAUAAUUAUUCAAAGUGCAUUUUAUUGCAAUUGAACUCCCAAAUCUGAGGGGGGGAAAAAAAAUCAUUUACAUUUCCAUUCAUUUUAACAAAGCAGCGACAUUAUUUUUUUUUCUUCUUCUUCUGUUAUGAUGCGAAUGCAGAGCUAUUCUGAUAAAACAAUAAAUAAAUAACAAUUCCACAAUUAUUUGAGCUGUGAUGUGAUGCUGGGUGGAUUUUAAUCCAUGGACAGCGAACCAAAUUUGGUUCCCGGUGCCUUGUGAAAACAGGAAUUAAGUCGGCAGGUUGUGGCUCUGUUUAUUUUGCGUUACCACCAAAUCGUGGAUUAGAUAUGAAGUUGGCAAUCAUUUUGAAAACAUAUUUUUUAAAUAAAUGUAAUUCAUUUUUAAUUUGUGUUGCUUUACAGUUACCACUCGCAUCAAUACAACUGAUCAUGGUUAAUUUAUUUACAUUUAAGUUAAAUUUUAGGAUUUAUGGCCUUUUGAUGCAUCUGGUGUUUAUUUUAAUGAAUUGAAAGGAUAUAUACUGAAUAGAUCAGUGGUCUUACAUUUGUUUGCUGUGCUCCUGUUUGUUUGGACUAUUUGUAGCUUUCUGAGAUUUAACAUUUGUUUUCCGGACACUCUGGGUCUGUGAACGCACCACCGGCACAACCUUUUAACACUUUCUCCCAACCCUCGCUAUAUUUUUAAUAGCGUUCUAAUAUUUUCUUUCAUUUUCACGGGUAAAUAGCAGACUUUGAUGGCUUGGACCUUGUUUUGUAGCUUGAUAUUUUGGGUGACUGGAUUAUUUUAUGAAAAAAAAUAUGAAGAAAAAAAACUGAUGUGAGAACAUUUCAACUUGGGCACCCGUUUAAAAAUAAAAUCAAUAAACUUGAUAUUCUUUUCAA